AUGCAUUGGAAUCUCUGGUGCUGCAUUCUUUUGGUAUUGGAUGAAGUUGAUGGAUUCUUGUCUUUCAAUUCCCGGAAAGACAUGCACCGGAUAUUGGAGCGUGUAGGGAGGAGAUCCAGUGCAGACCCAAGCUCAAAUUCAUUAUGCACACCGGCUGGCCGAACUGGUAGGCUUGGUAGGAAUGGUAGAGUGCUAACCAUAUGUGAAGAGCCAGAAGUGUUUGUUGUGAAGAAAUUGCAGAAGCAGUUGGGAAUUCCAUUUGCAUCCUGUGAUAUUUCGGAUGGGAAACUACUUGUCACUGAAGAAGAGAAAACAAAAAAGCAAUAUAGUCAGAUUGAACAGGAUGGGGGGGACUUCAGGAGGGGUUUAAUCAGCAAUGCCCUCGUGGUGGACUUGCAAUUGAGGAUCCAAAGUCAAGGGGAACUCAUGAGUUUGAUCCAUCCAGACCACUGUGUGGGCCUUCUGUUUUUGAUGCAAACUCCAUUAACCUGUUGCAGCUGGCUGAAAUUAUUAGGGGGCUUAAUGAAGAAGAGUGUCAGUUUCUGAUUGAGGCAAGAGGAGUGGAGUCUGAUUUGGAACUGCAAAAUCAAUUUAAUGCUGCCAUGGCUGAGGUGGAAGCUCUUUCUGCCAGAGUGGUUGAGCUGCAGAAUAAUUGACAUGUCUCAAAAAGAAUUACUGGAAUUAUCCAAAGAGUUGGCUGACUGCAGAGGCUUGAUCUCAAGUUUACAGGUGGAAAAGAAGGGCAUGAAUGAAACUCUUGAUUUGACAACUGAUGAGAAAAGUAUAAACUUUUGGAGGAGAAGGAAUCUCAUCUAUUUGAAAUUAAGAAUCUGGUGUCUGAAUUAGCUGCCUUAAAGAGUUCAAUGGAAGGAGUAAAACUUGAGAAGUCCAACUUAGUUGACAGGAUCUCUUCUGUGACCGAAGAUAGGAAUAAGAUUGAAGGAGAAAUCGAUCAUCUCAAACAUGAAAUUGAUAGGCUGUCAUUAGACUUGGUUGAGAGUAAAGAUUUGGUGGCAAGUCUACUGGCAGAAAAUUCCAACUUAAAUGGAAACCUUGCAUUUUCAGGUGAUAGAUCAAACAAAGUUUUCUUAUGAACUGUAGUGUAUUAUAAGUGAACUAAAAAAUAGUUUAAUUCAGUUAUUCUGAACUAUAUUUUAGUUCAGUUUAGUUUUUCUGAACUGUUUUAUAGUUAACUAUAAAUUUUUUUAGUAUAGUGUACUUU
This is a messenger RNA of Vigna angularis (adzuki bean), 1222 nucleotides long. RefSeq names its product DEAD-box ATP-dependent RNA helicase 47A-like. NCBI's taxonomy places the organism in Eukaryota, Viridiplantae, Streptophyta, Magnoliopsida, Fabales, Fabaceae. Gene Ontology annotation, molecular function: RNA binding; RNA helicase activity. The record is from RefSeq and is a predicted model, not a curated record. Bases 1 to 546 code for a protein of 181 amino acids. The transcript is spliced from 2 exons.